CUCGCCCGGGCUGCGCGCCGCGACGCGCUGCCGCCGCCCCUGCCGCCGCGUCCGCCCCCCGGCCCCCGGCCCCCGGGGCUCGCCGAGCGAAGGUCUCUACCCCUGGGCAGAGAGGGGCUGUCCACACUCGAGGCACAACUCAUACCUUCCCUGUUCUUGGACAGAACACCGACAGCUGCUUCCACGGGGCCGGGAGCCAGGCCCCAGGGAGAAACCAGCCAUGGGCCUUCCACAGCCUCAGCAUUCGGGGGCGACACCUUAGGAGCGCAGGGGAGGCAGCCGCUGUCCGCCCCCUUCCACGGGGAAGGAGGGAGCUGAGAAGUGGACCCUGAGCCCAGGCCCCACGGGGGGCAUGCACCAGCCGCUGUGAGAGCCAGAGCUGAUGCCGGGCCCCCAGGGGGCUGGAGGAGCCCCUGCCAUGAGCCUGGGCAAGCUCUCGCCCGUGGGCUGGGUGUCCAGCUCACAGAGCAAAAGGCGGCUGACAGCAGACAUGAUCAGCCCCCCGCUCGGGGACUUCCGCCACACCAUGCAUGUGGGCCGUGGUGGGGAUGUCUUUGGUGACACCUCCUUCCUCAGCAACCAUGGCGGCAGCUCUGGGAGCACUCACCGCUCACCCCGCAGCUUCCUGGCCAAGAAGCUACAGCAGGUGCGGAGGGUAGGGGCGCCGCCCCGGCGGAUGGCCUCCCCGCCCGCACCCUCCCCUGCUCCACCCGCGGUCUCCCCGAUCAUCAAGAACGCCAUCUCCCUGCCCCAGCUCAACCAGGCUGCCUACGACAGCCUCGUGGUGGGCAAAUUCACCUUUGACCGCAGCCCUGCCAACUCCACGGACGGCCGCUCCAGUUACGGCGUGGACUCUGGGUUCUGCACUAUCUCCCGCCUGCCUCGCCAGGAAAAGCCUCGUGACCGAGACCAUGAUAAUACCUUCCCCUCUGAGUCCGGGCUUCGCCGCUCUGACUCCCUUCUGUCCUUCCGCCUGGACCUCGACCUUGGGCCAUCUCUCCUCAGUGAGCUGCUGGGGGUCAUGAGCCUUUCAGAAGCCUCUGCUGCUGAGACCCCAGCCCCUGCCACAAGUCCCCCCGCCCCUGCUGCCGGUCCCCCAGCCCCAGCCUCAAGACCCCCGGCCCUUGCCACAAGCCCCCCAGCCCCUGCUGCAAGCCCCCAGCCCCGUGGACACUGCCCCAAUGGGGUGACCGCUGGGUUGGGCCCAGUGGCUGAGGUGAGGGCCAGCCCAGUGGAAGAGUAUCCCUGUGCACCUGCUGGCGUGGCCCCUGGCAGGCACCGGGGAGCAGGCUGGGGGGACAACCAGGGCAGCCGCCACUACCCUGGGAGAGAUGCCUGGAGCCAGGAGCUGGGGGGAGUGCUGCCCCAGGCUCGGGCUUCUUGGGAGAGCCUGGAUGAAGAGUGGGGUGCACCCCAGGCAGGCAGCAGGGCCCCAGUGCCCAGCACAGUGCAAGCAAACACCUUCGAGUUUGCUGAUGCUGAGGAGGACGAUGAAGUCAAAGUGUGAGUGGCCGGCCAUGGGCUCAGGACCCUGCCGGGGCUCAGGGCACUGCCAGGAACAGCCCAGGUGCAGAGGCAGCACCUGAUAACUAGGUCCUGCCCAUGAUCGAUGGGAGAACGCAGUUGCCCCCCAGCCCCUCCACCCCUCUGCAGGACAGACAUGGGAGGGAGGCCAGAGGAGACCAGGCUUGUUCUCAUUCCUGCUGGGCUGCCUUGCCCAGCCCCCUUGCCACUCUGGACCCACAGCCAUUCCUUAGGCCCACCCCCAACCCUGUGCCACCCCCACUGAUUGGAGGGCCCAGCCUCACAGUGCAGCUUUUGUGCUGGAAAAACUGUCCUUGCUGGGGGUGGGGGGGGCACGGGGUGCAUACCACACAGGGCCUUUGUCUUCUCUCCCAAAGGGACCGCCUGCCCCAGCCCUCCUAGAGCUGCCCCCAGCAGGGUCCCUGCCGCAUCCCCGAGAGCCCCAGCCCUUGCUAAGGCUGCUUCCCCAACAUUCCAACCCUAACCCCUGACUUAUCCCAGAAGUCUCAGAGAAAAGUCAGGUGUGACCUCACAGGGGAGGAAUCCCACCUUCCUGUGCACCCCAGACCUGCUUCCGGGUCCUGAUUAAAAAAGGCUUUUUGAUAAAA
Callorhinus ursinus (northern fur seal) is the source of this 2132-nucleotide messenger RNA. RefSeq names its product CDC42 effector protein 1 (gene CDC42EP1). Lineage: Eukaryota; Metazoa; Chordata; Mammalia; Carnivora; Otariidae. Gene Ontology annotation, cellular component: cytoplasm; cytoskeleton; plasma membrane. The record is from RefSeq and is a predicted model, not a curated record. Gene Ontology annotation, molecular function: small GTPase binding. Gene Ontology annotation, biological process: Rho protein signal transduction; regulation of cell shape; positive regulation of actin filament polymerization.